This is a messenger RNA of Antrostomus carolinensis (chuck-will's-widow), 1653 nucleotides long. RefSeq names its product L-threonine dehydratase catabolic TdcB. The transcript is spliced from 12 exons. Gene Ontology annotation, molecular function: L-serine ammonia-lyase activity; threonine deaminase activity. Lineage: Eukaryota; Metazoa; Chordata; Aves; Caprimulgiformes; Caprimulgidae. Gene Ontology annotation, biological process: L-threonine catabolic process; L-serine catabolic process. The record is from RefSeq and is a predicted model, not a curated record. The coding region runs from base 1 to 1653 and encodes 550 amino acids.
AUGGUCAGCCCUCGGGGUCCACCCAGGGCCAGGCCCAAGGACAUGACAACCCCUGGACCCCUCCUGCCUCCUUAUGGUGUCGUAGUUGGAGUUUUGCUUCACCUCGUUGUUUAUUUAGUUGCUGUGCUGUAUAGUUAUGCUGAGCAGCUGUUCUUGAAAAAGGAUGACAAUAAAAUAAAGAAACAAGAUGCCUCAGCAAUUUGUGAUCUUCACUGUUGUAAGGAUGGGCCGAUGAGAAAUGGCCUUAUAGGGCAGAAGCCCCCUUCUAUCAACCCUGAGAGACUGAAAGAUUUUGGUGAGGAGGAUUACCUGAAUGGGGAUGUGAAGACCUGGGAAAUGAAGAUAGUGAGCCAUAAUGAGGAGUUACCUAGGGAUGCCCUUUCCCGCAUCCCUCAGUCAAGCAGUAGGACCAGCCUGUCAAGCUGUAACAAGCUGAUUCGAUUUGAAGAUAUUAGUGCAGCAGCUUUCAAAAUCCAGUGCGGUGUUCAGAAAACCCCCUGCAUGUAUUCUAGGCUAUCUAAGCAGUAUGGAAUGGACAUCUAUCUAAAGAAAGAGUUCCUCCAGUACACGGGAUCUGUGAAGGAACGAGGUGUACUCUACCUUCUGACAUCAUUACCUCAGGAUCAGCAAAGAAAGGGGGUGAUUGUGGCUUCGGACAGUAACUUUUCCAUGGCUGUUGCUUACCACGCCUCAGGGCUCCGUAUUCCAGUGUUUGUCAUCAUGUCAACCAGCACAUCCUCAGCCAGAGUGAAAAUGUGCCGUGAGUAUGGUGCCAUGGUUAUAUCCUAUGGCACUACAGCUAAGGAUUCCCAGAUGCAUGCAAGAAGGUUGGCGCAGGAGAAUGGUUACCUCUACCUUGAAGAGGAGGACAGUGCUGUCUACCUGUCGGGGCUGGGAACCGUGGGCCUGGAGGUGUAUGAGCAGGUUCCAAAGUUGGACGCUGUGAUUUUCCCUGCAGGAGGCCACUGUGGCUUGCUGGCAGGGUCGGCUGCUGCACUGAAACACCUCAACCCACAUAUUUCUGUCAUUGGGGUUGAGUCUGAAAGUUUCCCUGUAUUACAACAAUCCUUAAAGGCUGGACACCCAACUGAAGACCAGGCUUGCAGCAACCAUCACUUUUAUGGAGAUGUGAGCAGCCUUUGCUUUGGCAGCAAUUCUUUGCAGCUGACAGGGAAACUUGUGGAUAAAGUUGUUGCUGUAAGGGAGGAGGACAUCCUCAUUUCGAUGCUGAGAUUGCUGGAGUAUGAGCGAGCCACAGUUGAUGCAGAAGGGGCCAUUGGACUUGCAGCAUUGGUUGCAGGGAAGCUGCCUGAGUUGAAGGGCAAAAGAGUGGCAAUUGUUAUAUGCAGUGGAAACUUGGAGUUGCAUUUGCUGCAACAGUGCAUAGCUCGUGCCCUGAACCUCGAUAACAGAGUGUGUAGAUUUUCCCUUGUGCUUUCUGACUGCCCAGGAGACAUUUCAAAGCUACUGGAGAUUUUGGCUCGGGAAGAAGCAAGAGUUUUGGAUAUCAAGCAAGAACGCAUGUUUGUGACAUCUGAGCUCUUCACUGUCGAGGUCACCUGCACCGUGGAGACCAGAGACAAGAUCCACACAGCCCAGCUGAGGAACGUGCUCCUGGAACGCUACCCCACAGUCGCCUGGACGGAGCGGUGA